Messenger RNA from Rhinocladiella mackenziei CBS 650.93, 414 nucleotides. RefSeq lists its product as uncharacterized. The coding region runs from base 1 to 414 and encodes 137 amino acids. The record is from RefSeq and is a predicted model, not a curated record. NCBI's taxonomy places the organism in Eukaryota, Fungi, Ascomycota, Eurotiomycetes, Chaetothyriales, Herpotrichiellaceae. The transcript has 2 exons.
AUGUCGCCGGCAAAGAAAGUGGCCAUUAAGGCAGCAGCAACAAGAGAAGGUCAAAAGGGUCAAGCAGGACUCUAUCAUAUCAGGAAAUUCUAUACAAAUCGCGAAUCGAGCGACAAUGAAGUAAAGAGCUCACAAAUGCUAGAGUUCGCUGUUGCACGAGGUGAUGGCUCUCCCGAGACAUUCCUGAUGAACCAUCUGCGCUUUCCGAAACGAAAUUUCAAGCUGUUGACUGGAAGUACAUCUACGCUCCGAUGCAUUGUGCUGGCAUUCUACAACCAACUAUCAGAAGAGAUCCAAGUAUUGCUUGAUGACUUGGACAUUACUGCGUCCAAAGUCUUGCUCCUACAUCAACUUGGCCAUGAAGACAUAUGUUCCUGGAUUGAGACUUCCAUGGCAUUAUAUCCGGGAGUCUAA